Molecule: messenger RNA, 1409 nt
Organism: Mercenaria mercenaria
Lineage: Eukaryota; Metazoa; Mollusca; Bivalvia; Venerida; Veneridae
Product: N-lysine methyltransferase setd6-like
Exons: 12
Coding region: 21-1394 (457 amino acids)
Biological process (GO): peptidyl-lysine monomethylation
Cellular component (GO): nucleus
Molecular function (GO): protein-lysine N-methyltransferase activity; protein binding
Source: RefSeq, a predicted model, not a curated record
GAUUUCCGAAACCAACCAAGAUGUCUGCGCCCAUGAAAAGAUUCACGCAGGACGGAGAAAAAGGUGACAUUAACAAUGAAAAACGAUCAACAACCCAUGACAGUGAUUUUAAACGAGAUGCUUUUGUUACAUGGUCAAUUAAGAAUAACUUCCAGAUGAGUGACAAGGUGUCGGUAAAGAGGGAAGGGUCUUGCGCACAGUAUGGUAUGGUAGCUACAGAAGAAAUACAGGAGGGUGAAGUUCUUUUUCAGAUCCCAAGAUCAUGCCUCAUAACUCCUGAUACAUGUGCAAUUGCUGAUUGUCUUAAAAAGGAUGCUGAAUCUAUACAGGGAAGUAGUGGUUGGGCACCAUUGCUGAUAGCAUUGCUGUAUGAAUACAACAACCCUCAGUCCCACUGGCGGCCCUACCUAGAUCUCGUACCAGACUUCAAGGAGCUGGACCUCCCCAUGUUCUGGCCAAGUGAUGAAAGAAAAGAUCUGCUUCAAGGUACUGGAGUAGAUGAAGCUGUUACCAAGGAUCUUGCUAAUAUUGAAAAAGAGUUCAAAGAAGUUGUCCUUCCAUUUGUUAAGAAACACAAAGAUAAAUUCAGUCAAGUUUGUGAAAACGUGGAAUUUUACAAGAAGAUGGUGGCAUUUGUGAUGGCAUACAGCUUCACUGAGCAUGCUCAACAGGAAGAGGAAGAUGACGAUGAUGAAGAGGAUUCUGGGAAUCCACCACCCAUGAUGGUUCCCAUGGCAGACAUUUUAAAUCAUAUUGCUAAAAAUAAUGCACAUCUAAACUUUGAGAAAGAGGCUUUAAAGAUGGUCGCAGUAAAAGAUAUUAAAAAGGGAGAGGAAGUAUAUAACACGUAUGGAGAGCUGGCUAACUUGCACCUUCUACACAUGUAUGGUUUUGCUGAGGAAUACCCAAACAAUCACUGGGAUACUGUGACUGUAGCUGUGUCAGAUAUCAUUGAAGCUUCAAAGCAGUUAAACUUUAAUACUGGCGACCUCCUAAACAAGAAGAUACAGCUAAUAAAUGAAAUGUUUGGAAGUGAUGCUAAUGUUGUUGUUGGUAUUGAUGGUGUACUUGAAGAGCAAGAAAUGAAGACUGUAUUAAAGAUCUGCUGUGAAGAAUCCAAGGAGGUUCUGAAUGAGUUAAUAGAUGAUGGAUGGGAAAGUGAUGAUGAAGAUACUUCUCUGGAAUUUAAAUGCCUCACCAGUCUCCCAGACAGCUGGAGAUCAGUUCUUUGUAGGUGUGCAGAACUAGGCUUACAGAAAUACAGGACAACACUCACGGAGGACCAGGAAAAAUUGAAAUCAUCAAUGCUUUCAUCUCGGCAAAGAUAUUCAUUAUAUACUGCUUUUGGACAAAAACAGAUUUUACAGAAAAUGAUAGAUGCUUAUGAAGUCUAAAUGCAAUACAAUUAU